Pieris macdunnoughi is the source of this 1830-nucleotide messenger RNA. Lineage: Eukaryota; Metazoa; Arthropoda; Insecta; Lepidoptera; Pieridae. The record is from the annotation of a GenBank genome assembly.
AUGGCUAAUGUAAAGAGUAGAGUUAAUACUACUAAAACUGCAUCUACAAAAAUUAAUGGGAAGGGAAAGGUCGGCAGACCAAAAAAGUCAAUAAUUAAUGUUCAAAAUGUGACAGGGAAAGAUGCCUUGAAACGACAACUAAGAAGAAAAGAUAUUGAAGUUCUACCUGAAAUAACACCAAAUUCUGAUAAUAAAGACAAGAAAGUGGGUAAUACAACAAAUUUAAAAAAAUUGCUGUCUAAAAGUGGCCAUAUUCGACACAAAAAUAAAAUUGAUAUAAAAAUAUUUGACAAAAUUUUAAAAUCUGAAUUACAAAUUGAAGACAACAACCGCUCAUUAAGAAGCGAGGUAAGAAAAACACGAUUUAACAACAACAAUGACAUUCAGGUAUUGAAUGCCCAAAAAGACAGAACAUCAGAAGAAAUUGUAUGUGUGGAUAAUAAUAAAAUUGAAAAAGACACUGAAGUCACUACUUCAUCCAAUAAAUUUAAAAAAAUAGCUAAGAAUAUUAAUUAUAAAAAUACCACAAUUUUUACUAAUGGACAGCUGUUUAUAUGUGAUUAUUGCAAUAAAGAAUUCAAUACUAGAGCAUCAAUAAGGCGACAUCUCUUUCUUCAUGAUAAAGUAACAUCAUAUUCUUGUCCGCAGUGUAAGAAAUAUUUUAGUAACCAUCUUUAUUUAGCAGCGCAUACAAAGAGGCAACAUCCAAAUUGGGAGAAACACUUUAUGUGUAACAUUUGUGAUAGACCAUAUUUGCUAAAAUCAAAUUUAAAACUACACUUGGCUAGUCAUAGUCGUAAUGAAAAAAUGUUUAAGUGCAUAUAUUGUAAAGAAAAAUUUGCAGACCAAUAUUUAUUAAUCGAUCAUGAAAAGCAGCACUUAGUUGAUGGAAAAUAUUUAUGUAUUAUCUGUGAAACAGCUUUUGAUUGUAGAAACAGAUUAACAUUUCAUUAUAGGUCUCAUUUGAAAGUUAAAGAUUUUGUGUGCCAGCAUUGUGGAAAGGAAUUCUUGAGGAUGAAUUCAGUGAGACGUCAUGUUCAAGUCUGUCAUUCUGGUCACAGACUUCAAUGUAAAAUAUGUAAGAAAUAUUUAAAAGGUCAUUUAUCUGAACACAUGCGUACCCAUGAUAAAAAUCGUCCCCAUGAGUGCCCUGAUUGUGGACAGCGUUUCACACAAUCCACACAGCUGACAGUGCAUCGUAGGUCACACACUGGUGUUCGUCCUUAUACAUGUAGAAUCUGUCAACGCCCUUUUUCACACUCCAAUGCAUUGAUGCUCCAUAUUCGUCGACACACAGGUGAAAAACCUUUCAGUUGUGCAAUGUGUCCUAUAUCCUUCUCACAAUUGCCACACAUGAAGGCUCACAUGUGUAAGAUCCACGGAAAGGAAGAUCCAUAUAGGUGUCAGAAUUGUAAGCAGUUCUUUAAGCUCAAGGUUGGAUUAGAAGAACAUUUAAAAUCUUGUAUUAAAACCAAAAAAGGCUUAGAAGCAGUUGAGAAAGAAGAUCUAAAUGGGGAGUCUCCUGCUCAGCUGUCUCGUAUGAGGUUUCUUCUUGCCUUGCUACUCACUAUGAUUGCCACCAAAGAGAAACUAAAGAUUUUAGGUUUCAACAAGCGACUAAUUGAUGACCUACUUGUGGAAUCUUUGGAAGCUAUGCGCUACAAGCCAUGCAAGGAUAAAAACUUGACUUCAUUUAAUCGCCUAAAGAUAAAUAUAGAAAUGUUAUUGGAAGGGACUGUGCCAUCGGAACAAAUGGAGAAAUUAAAGAAAGACAACAAAACCACAGAACAAAUUCUGGAAUUAUUGACAGACGAGAAAAAACGUAAUUAA